This is a messenger RNA of Nymphaea colorata (pocket water lily), 1520 nucleotides long. RefSeq lists its product as uncharacterized. The coding region runs from base 96 to 998 and encodes 300 amino acids. The record is from RefSeq and is a predicted model, not a curated record. Lineage: Eukaryota; Viridiplantae; Streptophyta; Magnoliopsida; Nymphaeales; Nymphaeaceae. Gene Ontology annotation, molecular function: protein binding. The transcript has 7 exons.
CCUUAUGUGAUGCCAAUUUUUCAAAGCAAACGACUUUUUGUUGUACCAUUAGAAGUGCGUCUUUUCGCCCUCCUUCAAGGGAAAACGAACCAAAAAUGGAUGCGUCACUGCCCGAGAUCACCAGCCAAGGCGACGAAACCCGACAACCCUCGUGGAAGCGUAACCUGGGUCGGCAACUAGCUGAGGUGGAAGCUCUGAAGUCAAUAUAUGGAGCAGAUGGGGAAUUUGAAUUUGAUGAAGGGGUUGAUGAAAUUCUUAAGAACCAUGCAGAAUCGGUUGCAGACUCAAUUCUUGGUGAACUUCACAUCUCAUUCACAAUCCAUUUACUAGCAAUCAAAAUUGGUGGGAGUCACAUUAGUGCAAGGUUUUACAUGCCUCGUGGAUAUCCUGAAGUUGAACCUUUAAGGGUUACCAUCCAAUGUGGAGGGGUUUCUAGAUACUGCUAUGAAAUGUUAGAGAAUGGUGUUAGAGAUGUAGCCCUUAAGUUGAUUGGUGAAGAAGCUGGAUUUCAAGUUCUUCAACUCAUUCAGGAAAAUGCUGAAGUUGUAGCUGAUCAAAUUUCUCAAGAUCUUCUCAAAAAAGAGAUUGUGCCAGGAAAAUCUUUGAAUAGGCCAAUCUAUGUCAAACGGGUCUUGAUCUGGUUUCAUCAUGUAAAGUCUGUCCAGAAACGUAAGUCAAUAAUUGAAUGGAGCAAAGAUAUGACUAUCGGAGGCUUCUUAAAAUCCGGAUUUCCAGGCAUUCUCUUGGUUGAGGGAGAGAGAUCUGCUAUUGAUGCAUAUGUUAAACAAAUACAAAGCUUGCACUGGCAAGCAAUGUGCGUUAGGGCAGAAGAAGAGGAAGAGGUUCAAAAUUCAUCAGAAAUUGAAAAUUUUAGGUGUCUCCCACAUGCAGAGGUGCAAGAGUUAGAAGAACUGGGUGGAAUGUCGGAGCUUGGUCGUCGCAGUAAGGAAGCAAAUUUGGAACAUCUAUUUCUCAGUUCUCUUAAGAUAAGCAGAUGACUCAGGAGUUUGAAGUAUUGUUAGCAAGUUGGGAACUUAAGAUGUUCUUUGAAUUCGGCACAUCAAUAUGCCAUGUCAGUAUUGGUUGUACUUCUAUCUGGUUAGCAGAACUUUGCAUUCUGAGUUGUCGUGGAGGUGCUUCUGUGUUUACUGCUGCCAGCAUUUGUUGAUGGUUUUAACACCAACUUCAGGAUUCUUACAUAUAAUGAAUAUUCAGUUUGUCAUGCAAAAUCAAUCACCGCUAGGAAGUAGAAGCUGGGGUCGUUGCAGCUAAAUGGAGUUCAAGAAUCAUAGUGUUUUGUGGUAAAAGCAUUCCCGAUGGGAAUUACAAUCAAUGUUACACUUUCCCUUCAUUAGACUGGUGAGCAAAAGCUGUAUUGUAAUGCUCAACAUUAAGACUGUCAAUCAGUUUUCUGGUUGAUUGCCUAGUGAGCGAAAAUUACUUGGAUAGCUACCACUUAUCAAACUGUAUUCCACGAGUACGAUCAAAUUUCUCUAAAUGGCAAGUUAUGGCAUCAUGUA